AUCGACCAGACAAAUGCGUCAAAUGUCAGGGUUCUGCAGCUUGGAGAGCCACGAAACAUCAUGACUGAGCUCAAAAUGACGUCUGAUCAGUACAACUGGGUCGGAUCCAUCUACGGGUCCCGCAUCUUCCUCAUGUGGGGUUUCAUCACGGCCUGCCAGGCGGCGGCGCAGAACCGGCACCAACUGUACGCCAUGCGCUUCCUCCUCGGCAUGUUCGAGGCGGGCAUGUUCCCUGGGGUCAUGGCGCAGCUCUCGAGCUGGUAUCGCACCGACGAGAUGGGCAAGCCCGUCACCUGCUACAUGAACGGGCUCCAGGGCCUCAGCGCCUGGCGGUGGGUCUACCUCCUUGAGGGUAUCGCGACCGUCCUGUUUUCUGCUAUCGUCUUCUGGAGGUUGCCUGACUACCCCAAGUCUCCUCGCUCGGGGCGCUUCCUGUCGGAGCGAGAACAGGAGUUCGUUGAGGCCAGGCUCCCUGAGAACGCACCCGUCACCAGCGACCCGGUCUUCUCUGGCAAGGAGAUUGUGGCUACCCUUCGCAGUCCUUUGAUUUGGGCCUUUCUCGUCUCUCAGGCCAGCGUCAACAUUGGAUGCUACGCGCUCAUGUGGUACCUGCCCACCAUCAUCACCAGCAUGGGCUUCACCGGGCUCCCCGAGAACCAGCUGUUAAACAUUCCCCCGUCUGCGGCUGCCAUAUUUUCUGUUCUUGUUGCGGCGUGGCUCAUUGGGAGGGCUUACUUUGUCCGUCCGGCUGGUGCCAUAGUCCUCCUGGCCGGCAUGGUCGCUUGCUUCAUCGUCUUCUUUACCGUAUCUGAUCGCGUUGGCAUAUACAUUGCCUGUAUCCUUAGCAACGCCUUCUUUAACGGCUACUAUCUCAUCUUUUGGGCGUGGCGAUCGGCGACCCUGUCCGGAUCGACCGCGGCAGCCUUCACGCUGGCCUUCCAGUCUGGCAUCGCCCAGGUCGGCGUCAUCGUCGGACCUCAGUUGUUUCCUUCAAAGUGGGCCUACAACCGAUACAAGAACAGCUUUGCCAUUGCUGGCGCCUUCACCAUUGUGGCCUUGUUUGGCAACCUCUGGACGUGGUGGCUGACCAGGAACACCGAGUACGAUGUGAUGAGGAUUCGGCGUGAGAUCCUCAAGGCCAGGGCUGAAGGAAAGGUUCUGGCUGGCGAUGAUAUUCAUGUCUUCAAUGAGAGGCAGUUCUACAAGGGUGUCAGGCGUAACCAGGCCGAGCAGGAGGCAGGAAAGGCCUAA
Fusarium vanettenii 77-13-4 is the source of this 1251-nucleotide messenger RNA. RefSeq lists its product as uncharacterized. The annotation marks the transcript as partial. Lineage: Eukaryota; Fungi; Ascomycota; Sordariomycetes; Hypocreales; Nectriaceae. Gene Ontology annotation, biological process: transmembrane transport. Gene Ontology annotation, cellular component: membrane. The record is from RefSeq and is a predicted model, not a curated record. The transcript has 4 exons. Gene Ontology annotation, molecular function: transmembrane transporter activity.